Punica granatum (pomegranate) is the source of this 1248-nucleotide messenger RNA. The record is from RefSeq and is a predicted model, not a curated record. NCBI's taxonomy places the organism in Eukaryota, Viridiplantae, Streptophyta, Magnoliopsida, Myrtales, Lythraceae.
UAAGCCUGCCCAGAACCGGCCGGGUUCCAUCAUCAUCUAGCGCGUGCAAUAAUCGCGCGCCGUCUUUCGAGGAGCCACCCCGCCUUUCGGUGGCGGCGCGUGUAAUUAACUGUUGACCAAAGGCCAUGAUGUGGAGAGAGAGAGAGAGAGAGAGAGAGAGAGAGAACCAGCAAACAAAACGGUCUCUUGUUUAGAUCUGCUGCUUCCGGAAGCAACUUCUCGAGCUUUUCAACUUCCGUACAGCAAUGGCGGGAGGACCGAACGAGCUGAAGAAAGCAGUGGCGCUCCUGGCCCUUCUAUGCUUGACUGGUCGCGCGCAUAUCGGAGAAGCCAUAUGGUUGACGAUACCGAGCUCAGGGACCAAGUGCGUGUCGGAGGAGAUCCAAAGCAACGUCGUCGUUCUGGCCGAUUACUACAUCGUCGACGACGAUCACGCCCACCUCCGCAGCUCCACCAUCUCCAGCCGGGUUACAUCCCCAUAUGGCGACAAUCUUCACCACAAUGAGAAUGUUACGCAUGAUCAAUUUGCAUUCACUACCACUGUGUCUGGGAACUACGUGGCUUGUUUCUGGAUCAAUGGACAACACCAAGAAGGUGCAGGAUUAACGAUUGGUCUCGACUGGAAAAUUGGAAUUGCUGCUAAGUAUUGGGAUUCUGUGGCAAAGAGAGAAAAGAUCGAGGGUGUCGAACUUGAGCUGAGGAAACUCGAAGGUGCAGUUGAAGCCAUACACAACAAUCUGAUCUACCUCAAGAACAGGUUUACUGGAAGCGGAUAUGAGAGAAAUCAGUGAGAUAACUAAUGCAAGGGUGGCGUGGUUCAGUAUAAUGUCACUCGGUGUGUCCAUUAUCGUAUCGGUUUUCCAGCUCUGGUACUUGAGGCGCUACUUCCAAAAGAAGAAGCUCAUUUAGAUGAGAGACUUUUCAGUGUUUCAUACAGGUUGAGAUUUAUCUACACGGUAAGGAAAAUGAUGGGAAUAUCUACACUUGCUGAGGCGUUAUUUCCCUCCAUUUUUUCAGGGGACGCCAUAGAAUAGUUCUUGUACCAUAUCAAAAGUUGUUCUUGUACCAUAUCGGUUGUUUGAGAUCGUAGGCACUUGCUCUGUACUGAUAAAUUAUAUGGUCAUGCUCAAUUAUUUGCUAUUAGUGGUGAAAAUCCAGAAAGGUGAGAAAAUGUUUAUGGCUACAGCGGAACUUUAUUUAUUUUGGUGGAUGGAAGAUAUUGAGAAAACAUUAGAUGGUUGUUACUCA